This is a messenger RNA of Leptosomus discolor (cuckoo roller), 305 nucleotides long. Lineage: Eukaryota; Metazoa; Chordata; Aves; Leptosomiformes; Leptosomidae. The record is from RefSeq and is a predicted model, not a curated record.
GGGUCCUGCGGGCGGUGGUCGAGGCGGCGAACUCCGGGGCGUCGGUUCUCUGCCUGUGCGAGAAGGGAGACGCCAUGAUCAUGGAAGAGACGGGCAAGAUCUUCAAGAAGGAAAAAGAGAUGAAAAAAGGUAUCGCCUUCCCCACGAGUAUAUCGGUAAAUAACUGUGUCUGCCACUUCUCCCCGCUGAAGAGCGACCAAGACUACAUCCUGAAAGACGGGGACUUGGUCAAAAUUGACUUGGGAGUCCACGUGGACGGCUUCAUAGCGAAUGUAGCACACAGCUUCGUCAUCGACGCCUCCAAG